CGCUACAAAGAGAAUGACUGGCUAUUUGUUAGAAAAUGAUUAUCUUUUUCUUUGUCUUCUAUAAAAAUACGAUUUGUCAGCUUUAUUGUAAGCUUAUCAUAUUUAAGCAAAUGUCUAUUGAAAUAAGCAAAUUAACUAGAAGUUUGUUUUGUUGAAGCAGUUGAUGAUUCGAUCUUUAGAGUAUCUACAGAAUCCUUAGACAUGAGUUCUUAUAUACAUCUUCAAUUUUUUUGCAACAGAUUUUCUUAAUUCAUCAACGAUUAAUUAUUGAUAAAUGUUUGCCUAUCAAUGUAUAAGAGAUUUAACACUUUCGUUCUUAAAUACACCUACUUAAUACAUGCCAUACUUACGGUGUUCCAACAAGUCUUCAAUGAACAUCAGUUUUUCAUUGUCAUCAUACAUUUCAUUAAGUUUUGUGAAAGAUUUCACACAAUCUUUUACAUUCCUUUUGGUCAGUUCUAUAAACGCUUUUCUUAUUAAUCAAAAUGUCUACUAUUGAUGUGUCAUGUUAACAAAGUCUUUACCAAGUCGAUGAAAGCAUUGAUCACUUCUUGUUGUGAUUAAAAAGGGGGUGGCUUUCUGAACUGUGUGGGUACAUGUUAUUUCUGCAUUUAAAAGGAGUUGCAUGAUCACAGCAGCGCACCAAAUGGUAAAAUGUUGCUAAAACUCACCAUUAUUAAUUGCUGAAAUGACCGAUUUAAGCAUUGUAAUAUGAUGUAUUUU
This is a messenger RNA of Mucor mucedo, 723 nucleotides long. RefSeq lists its product as uncharacterized. The record is from RefSeq and is a predicted model, not a curated record. The coding region runs from base 289 to 480 and encodes 63 amino acids. The transcript has a single exon. NCBI's taxonomy places the organism in Eukaryota, Fungi, Mucoromycota, Mucoromycetes, Mucorales, Mucoraceae.